Pseudogymnoascus verrucosus is the source of this 817-nucleotide messenger RNA. RefSeq lists its product as uncharacterized. The record is from RefSeq and is a predicted model, not a curated record. The transcript has 3 exons. The coding region runs from base 283 to 657 and encodes 124 amino acids. NCBI's taxonomy places the organism in Eukaryota, Fungi, Ascomycota, Leotiomycetes, Thelebolales, Thelebolaceae.
CUUGGUUGCUUGUUCUGUUUAGCCCCCAGAUGCCGAGGGUGAUGUGAGACAUCUCGUUUUCGUUGAGACUUGGACUUGGGCUUUGAGAUUUUUGGCAAAUCCUCCUCGUAUAGAGAACUGUCAGACUUACACAAAGCAAAGACUAAUAGGGCAGGUAGUAGCUAUGAGGCAUAUUUGCAGAUGUCGGUAAGAGGAGGCCAGUCGGCGAGAAAACUUUUCCAAUACAAUCUAGAACAUCAAUCACUUAUCUACUCAAAUUCGCCUUAACAAGCAACCGCAACAAUGCAAUUCACCAGCAUCCUCUUCCUCGCUAUCCAGGCUACUGGCGUCCUCUCAGCUUCCUACGCCGGCAACACAGGCGUCGCUCCCGACCUCUCCAACUCCUCCAUGCCACCCCCAGGCACGGCAUGGGCUCGCUCAUCUGAUAAAUUCAAUCCCCUCACCGCCCGCGGUUGCGUCUCUACCGCUCCGUUCGGAUGCGAUCUCGGCAAAGGCCGCUGCUGGAAAGUCUGCGGUGAUGGCGGACAGUGGUGCUGGACUGCUGGCGGUGAUGGAUCUGGAGACUGGAACACUUGCUCUGACUGGGGACAGUGCAACCAGCAGCAGUCAUGUGGGAAGAAUUGCCACAACGCUGCGGAGUGUGGAUGCAGUUGCUAGAUUAUUCAAGAAAGGGGGUUGGUGGGCAGGAUGCGUGGUUGGUGCUUGGGGAUUAUGGCUGAGCAGGUUGUCACUCCUUGUUAUUUCAGGCUGAUACGGAGAGGAUUUGGUUGUUGCUCUUCACUCUCAUUACGCUGCAUACUCAAAUACAAAUACUAAG